Drosophila biarmipes is the source of this 987-nucleotide messenger RNA. RefSeq lists its product as uncharacterized. The record is from RefSeq and is a predicted model, not a curated record. Lineage: Eukaryota; Metazoa; Arthropoda; Insecta; Diptera; Drosophilidae. The transcript has 3 exons. The coding region runs from base 125 to 793 and encodes 222 amino acids.
CACCUGGUAUCUCCCUAUCGAUAUGGCGCUUUGAUAGUCGACUUCCGUCAGGAGAAUUGUUCCGUUAUGAGAAAGAAAAAAACAAUUGAAAUAAAAUAGGCAAAUAAAAUUAUUCUCGUCCACUAUGGAACUGCGCAGCCGAACCACCAAGAACCUUGUGGACUUCCUCAAAAGCGCCGGCGUCUAUGAGGCAGGUAUGGAAAUCGAGGAAAUGCGCCAGUUGGCGAGUGCUAUGGAGCAGUCGGCCAGCUGCAAGCCGGACGACCUGGACUUGGAAAGGGCCCUGCAGGAGAGCGAGCUGGAGUUUCUGUCCUCGCAGCCGAGUGGUUUGCACAACUCUACAAUGAUCAUAUCGCCCCAAUUGCCCAGGAGGGACCCCCCCGACUUGGACAGUCCGCCCAGCCAACCCAUACGCAUGACGAUACGCGCUUGUGUUCAUCACCCCAUGGACUGGAGCCCCCCGGAUGGAAGGCGGGUUCCAGAACGCAAGCGGGCUGCCGGUGGGGAUGACAACCAGAUCACCGACCCAACCGGCAAGCGUAUAAGGCCCCCGGUUGUCAGCAGGGCACAGGAUCUGGAAGACCAGCUGCAGCCCGACAAUCCCGACGCCACGCCCGUUUCUCUGGGCAUGGAGGGCGACUCGGGCGUUAAUUGGGAGGAGAUUUCUCUGUCCAGCGCCAGCGAUAAUAGUUCCUUUCCGUCCAUUGGUGAAAUGCCUGAUCGCCACUUGAUCAGCACCAGCAGCGUCGCCGUCUCUGAUUUCUCAGACAUCCACGAGCAAAGCCAGGACUAGGAUGUUUCUGUCAGUAAUUUGAUGUUCCCCAAUAAUUAAUUUAAUAUGUAUGUAUGUUAUUUCGCCAUGUCAUUAAAAGGCUAGCGUAUUCGCCAUGAAACCCAGCGGAACUGGAUGGGAUUUGAUUUUUUUUUCGAACCCUUCAACUAAAACUUAAAGCUUUAUUAAAACUAAAAAUUAAGUCAAAUUAAUAA